CAUAAAUUGCGUGGAAAUACGCAGCACGUGGAAAUUUCCUAGCUGUUGGAGCACAUUUACACCGAGCAGGCAUAUUAAUACAUGAGGAAACAGAGGUUAUUUUCCAGCAGAUGAACUUCCUCACUUUCGGUCAGUUGACGGUCGGUGAUCGCGGCCUGUAAAAGCUCGUCGACAUGCCGUCGCUUAAAGACUCGCUUGAAUCUGGACUGGACUUCAUUGAAUUUCUGGGAGACAGGAUAUCCAACUUUAGCAAAAAGGAACUUAAAGACAUCUACAACUCUGAAUUUCGGGGCAGAGAAGGAAUUAAAGAUCCCAACUUUUCCAAUGUUAUCUUUGCUCUUGUGAAAUUCAACAAAGCCCAGAUAAGGCAGGGGAAAGUCUACAUAAAUGCCAAACCUCAGGUUAGAGUAUACUGUGACCAGUGGAGGAGGCCCCGGGCCCCCCAGCCACACAGUCUCAGCUCUGGCCCUCAGACGCCGGCUGAGUCACCUGCUGCCUCCUCCACCCCUGUGACACCUGUGCUGACCCCAAAGAAAAAACUUGCUUCAGAAAUCCUUCGCAAGUUGAAGGUGAACAGGAAAGGGCUCACAGCUGAUAAGGGUGGCAUUGAGAUCACUUCAGACCCCGUGGCGAGCGGUGGGAAGGUCCAGUUCACUGUGACUCGCCUGCGGGAGCCGUUCCUUGUCAAGUUCCACAUUGUCAAUAAGGGCACCAACUGCAUCCACUUUACCUACUACACUGCCCUGCACAGGAUACGCUGUUUCACUCUAGAGGACGAAAGGAGAGUGACCAGAGCGUCUCCGCUGUUCCUCUGUCCUGGAGAGAGCUAUGACGUUGUAGUUCGGUACAUGCUGAACCACUAUGGCCAUUUCCCUGCCACCAUGUACUUUGAGUUCUGCCCAGAUUUACCUGCGUCGGCGCCCUUCUGCAUUGUCAGGGAGAUAGAAGCCGCAGCCCAUACUCCACUGGCUGUGGAGCUGGGGCCUGUGGCUCCUUAUAAACCAUUUCGGGUGGACACUUAUAAGCCUGUUGACAGCAUUAUAGUAGAUGGAGUACCACCUGAGAGUUCUGUCCACCAGCUGAAGACAGCAGUGAAAUUAGGAGAGUACAGGUACCAAAAUUACCUGAAGGGUCUGGCAAGGCAAAGAAUGGAAGACUCUGAGUACCUCUCUCCAACUGCCAAACAGAAACUUCCAUCAGUGAAGAGUCUCCUCAAUUGUACCUUAAAGAUGAAGAACUACUCGCAUCGAUUUCACCUCUUACUACACCUGGAAGAGAUACAGAUGGAGUUUGACAUCCGAAAGUAUGAUCUCCACAAUCAAACCAUGACUCAAGACCAAGGCAACAGAAAACUCCUCAAGCUCAGAGUUCCUGGUGUCGCUGAGAAUCGGCCAUCUGUACUUCGAGGAGAUUGUCUGAGAGUGUCCAAAUCUGAGGACACCGUCGAGCCCAUCACUGUGUAUACCGGAUAUGUUCACAAAGUAGAGCUGGACAGUGUGAAGCUGGGCUUUUCAAAAAGGUUGUUGCAGAUUUUUAUCAGCAAUAUGAAGUUUAACGUGGAGUUUACUAUCAACCGAUACCCUUUGAAGCUGCAGCAUCGGGCGGUGGACCUGGCAGUAAAACAUCAACUUGGAGAGGUGUUGUUCCCAUCAGGUGCAGCAGUGGCUAGUGUGCCCAUGCCUAAACUCAGAAUGUUCAAUCGACAGCUGGAAAACAACCCGGAGCAACACGCUGCGGUCCAGCGCAUCGUAGCGGGCUCAUCAAAACCUGCUCCUCACCUUGUGUUUGGACCUCCUGGAACUGGAAAGACGAUCACUGUGGUUGAAGCUAUCAGUCAGGUCAGCAGGGCAGAUCCGUCAGCGCGCAUUCUCGCCUGUGCACCUUCAAACAGUGCGUGUGACCUGCUCUGUGAGAGACUGCAAGUGAACAUAGAUUCUCAUCAGGUUUACCGAGUAUACGCCAGCAGCCGAGACCCAAACAGUGUCCCCAAGGGUCUACUGAAAUGCUGUAACUGGGACGAGAAACAAGACAGCUUUGUGUUUCCAGAGAAAGAAGUUAUGAUGAAAUACAAAGUCAUAGUUGCAACUAUGGUCACAGCUGGCAGGCUUGUGUCUGUAGGAAUCCCAGUUGGCCAUUUUUCACAUGUGUUUGUGGAUGAGGGAGGCCAGGCUGUGGAGCCAGAGUGUGUCAUUGCUAUUGCAGGUCUGCUCAGUGCAGAGAAGGGUCAGCUGGUGUUGGCAGGAGAUCCUAAGCAGCUGGGACCAAUCCUUCGAUCUCCUUUAUCGCUAGAGCACGAACUCGGACUUUCUCUACUGGAGAGGCUGAUGAGAUAUAAUCCGUUAUAUCAGAAAAAUACAGAUGGACAUUUUGACACCCGCUUUGUCACCAAACUGCUGCGAAAUUACAGGUCUCACAGUGCCAUUCUGAAAAUCCCCAAUGAGUUGUUCUACGAGAAUGAAUUGCAGGUGUUUGCUGACCAAUGGGAGCGCGAGGCCUACUGCAAGUGGGAAUAUCUUCCGAAGAAGGGUUUUCCAGUGAUUUUCCAUGGCGUGAUGGGCAAAGAUGAGAGAGAGGCCAACAGUCCGUCUUUUUUCAACGUGUCUGAGAUUGAAGUUCUGAUCGACUACCUCAACAAACUGAUAGAAACUCAAGGAAAGAAGGGUCUCCCCAAGCUGUCUGCAAAAGAUGUCGGAAUUAUCGCCCCCUACAGAAAACAAGUUGAGAAAAUCCAGAAGGCUUUGAGGUCCAUCCCAGCACUGAGUCGAUGGAGUGAUCUCAAAGAGCUCAAGGUUGGUUCUGUGGAGGAGUUUCAGGGACAAGAGAGGAAGAUCAUUAUGGUCUCUACCGUCCGCAGCAGCAUCAACUACGUCAAAAUGGACAAAGACUUCAAUAUUGGAUUCUUGUCAAAUGAAAAGAGGUUCAAUGUGGCCUUGACGAGAGCCAGGUCGCUGCUUAUAGUGGUGGGAAACCCUGUGAUCCUCAACAAGGACCCCACGUGGGAGAAGUUCAUCAGCUACUGUGUGAAGGAGAAGGGCUACACUGGAUUUGACUUCAGCGACGCAGAAGGAGAAGAUGAUAUUGUGUCCAAACUGGCAACCCUGAAAAUCAAUGUGGAUUCUGAAUGCCCUGUAGCAGAGGAGAGUGCCCUUCAGCAGUAUGUGGACCCUGGGUGGAAAAAUGAGCAUUAACAUUUCUUUAGAUGUAGCCGUGAUAGAUUAAGUCCAUAUGAAUUAAAGUAUUUUAUUUUAUUCUCACUCUUAGCACUUCAGCAUAUGUGAUUUAAGAAUGUAUCCUUUUUAUGAACCUUUUCAAGAGUAGUUUGCAUAUAAAUUAAAUGCUGAAUAUUUGGUCUUUUUUUUUUUUUUUUUUUUUAAUUUAGUCCAAUUAGCACAACUAUGGCUGUACACAUGCUAAAAUUUCCCAGAUGGGAAAUGAAGAGAAACGUUUUCUUACACAAGAAUUUAUCACCAUAUGUCUUACUGUCAACUAA
Messenger RNA from Archocentrus centrarchus (flier cichlid), 3490 nucleotides. RefSeq names its product Mov10 RNA helicase a (gene mov10a). The transcript is spliced from 22 exons. Gene Ontology annotation, molecular function: RNA binding; 5'-3' RNA helicase activity. The record is from RefSeq and is a predicted model, not a curated record. NCBI's taxonomy places the organism in Eukaryota, Metazoa, Chordata, Actinopteri, Cichliformes, Cichlidae. Bases 174 to 3188 code for a protein of 1004 amino acids.